Molecule: messenger RNA, 3205 nt
Organism: Haliotis rufescens (red abalone)
Lineage: Eukaryota; Metazoa; Mollusca; Gastropoda; Lepetellida; Haliotidae
Product: D-aspartate oxidase-like
Exons: 10
Coding region: 387-1376 (329 amino acids)
Molecular function (GO): D-amino-acid oxidase activity; FAD binding
Source: RefSeq, a predicted model, not a curated record
CUGCAUGCGUUAUGAAGUCACCCUUGCUUAAAAAUACAUCCGGCUGAAUACAUGUCACUGCAUAAAUUAUCUUGAAGUUAAAGUUGGGCAUGGGCGCUUACCUUGUUUAUCCUCGGUCCUUACGCAACAUUUUGGUUGUUUGUUUGUUGUUUAACGCCGCACUGAGCAAUAUGACGGCGGUCUGCAAAUAAUCGAGUCUGGACCAGACAAUCCAGUGAUUGACAUCAUGAGCAUCGAUCCACGCAAUAAGGAUCGAUGACAUGCAUAUAUGGACUUGCUAAAUCAUUCUAGACUUGAGUUAGACUCUUUUUCAAUUCAAUCCCCAGGGUCUGGGCGACAGACAAGGCGGUCGUUAGUAUACCCAACCAGGAUAACCCUCGGACGGAAUGGCUCGGGUUGCCGUCAUUGGUGCAGGAGUGGUUGGUCUGUCUACCGCUAUUAACAUCAAGGACUGCAUGCCGGGAAGUCGCGUGGACAUAGUAGCAGACAAAUUCAACCAAGACACGACCAGUGUCGGUGCCGCGGCUUGGAUAGUUCCCUGGGCACCGGGGGUCGAUGAGGCACUUCAGAGGAAAUGGGGCCGAACUUCAAUGGAUUACUUCAUCAAACUGGCAGUUUCAGAAGACAGUGCAGACAGUGGUGCCAGUAUUGGUAUGGGGAUACAUUAUGCCACUGGACCACAGACUCCGCCUUUUAAACAUCUCAUGCUGUCCUUCGACCCAAUGUCCAAGGAGAGUGCCGAGAAGCUGAACCUAGGAAAGUUCUAUUGCUACACUGGCACAACCGUUGUCGUGGACAUGAGUACAUACCUCCACUGGCUCAUGGCAAGCUUCCAAGCCCGAGGCGGGAUUGUGCUCCAGAGGAAAGUGACGUCAUUCCAAGAGUUUGAAGGCCAGUACGACGUGGUGGUUAACUGUGCUGGUUUAGGGGCCAAAGCCCUGACUGGAGACGAGAAGCUGCAGCCAAUGAGAGGACAGAUUAUGAGGGUGGCCGCUCCGUGGGUGAAACACUACCUACACUGCUCGGACUCAGUUCAUUUUCUUCCCAAUGUUGAAAACACUGCCAUUGGCGGCAUCAAGUCUGUCGGUGAUUCUGACACAAGCGUACGCCUGGACACGUCCGAACACAUCUGGGAGAGCAUCACCAAGCUCUGGCCUCCCCUGAAGAAAGCUAAAAUAUUGUGGGAGUGGACGGGGCUGAGGCCCUACCGGGUGCCCCCAAGGGUGGAGGCUGAGGUCAUCCGGUAUGGGGACAAGAGCCUCAAGGUUGUGCACAACUACGGUCAUGGGUCGUACGGUAUCAGCAUGAGUUGGGGAACCGCCGUCCAUGCAGCAGAACUGGUUAAGGAAAUGUGUAAACCUACGUCAAGACUCUGAAUUAUCUCACCUUGUUUGUGGUUAGCAUUAUCUCCCCUUGUUUGUGGUUAGCCAAUCUGCUCAUCUCAAUCCAGUAGGUCAUCUCGGCUAGCAUUGGGAGGAAUCGACAUUGGAACUCGACUUACUAGUUUAAUCAGUUUACGGGACUAUAACAUUUAACAAGACAAUCUGGCGGCACUUAUGGUGGCGCUCAUGUAAAUGUUGCUUGAUAAUUAAAUCAUGUACCUAAUUACUUAAAACCAUAAAAGAAAUUCCUAAAAAUCGGCCGUCAUGUUGUACGCACUAUAUGAGGGAGGAACGUUCCGAACGCGGUUAACAGUGAAAUCAUCCAAAGUCACUACUCCGUUAUUGGCCGUUGUGUCAUGUAGGUAACGGAAUUCAUUCCAGGUCUAGAGAUUGUUAUUAGUGUCAUGUGUGACUGUCUCUGAUGGACGUCAUCUUUCACUGACUGGUGUUCAUCAUUGUCAGUUGAUGCCCAGCUUUGGCACAAACACAGUAUCUUAAGCGACAUGACGGUGUUGCUCGAUCAUUUUAUUACCGUCUUCGCCAUGCUUGUGGUUUUGACACAGAGGUCCAUCCAUGGUACGACCCAGAAUAUGUAGAGGGCGUCAUGGAAAAUGAUAAAUACAAAAUACUUUGGAAUAGGCCCGUAUGCAGUCUCAGGCGUAUCCAGACCAACAAUCCUGAUCUUGUCCUUUUUGAUAAAUCCAAUAAAAUAAUUUAUAUUAUUGAAUUUUCUGUCCCUUUUGACACUUACGUGAUUUACAAGUUUCAGGAAAAAACACAGCAACUAUGCGGACCUCGCUUUCGAAAUGUCACGCUUGCAUCCGAAGUACCAAGUUGUCCUACUCCCCAUUGUUCUCGGUGCCUUAGGUUUGGUACCUACCAAUCUGUUGACUGACAUUGGGAGACUACCAGGGUUUGCUGCCAGGAAUACAACCCUUCUGACAAUCUUAGAUCUGGAUCUGCAACGAACUUAAAGCAAUACUAAUUAUCUAUAAUAAGAAACAAAACAAACAUACGGCAGUUUCAUGUAUCCACUUUUAUUGCGAGCCUACAAGUUAAGGCGAGUUUACAAGUUCACAGAUCUGUAGGGGCUGUCUUGAAGUACCAUGGCUUGCCACGCACACUCCGUUUGAGGUUUUCGGACCGCGAGGUGUCGGACAAUAUUUCCUCGGCCAUAGGAUCCAGAGGGGGGUCCAGGGGGGGGGUUGAUAUUUUGUACCCCUCCCUUUAAAACCAAAUGUAGUAUGUUGUUGAGAAUCCUACCCCCCACCCCCACCCCGAUAGUAAUCGUUUAAUAAACAAUGAAAAUGUUAGUUUCGCUGUAGUAACAGAUGAAAUUAUGGCGUCAUAUAUAAGAGUGAGUGAGUUGGGUUUAACGCUGGCUUUAACAGUACUCCAGUUAUAUCACGGCGUGUCAGCUUAAUGUGGGAGGAAAGCACGAAGUGUUGCAGGUCUCAGACGUUUACCACUUCGGUGAAACCCAUGAGCACGGGUAUGGUGCUGACAAACCUAGAAACAUAAUCGGGGGUGAACCGGGAUUCGAACCCACAAUCAUAGGUUUCUGGCGUGUCCAGGGGACGCAACUCUUCACCCGUGCCCCCGCGUCAUAUAAGAUGGUGGUGUGACGGCUGAUAGAGAAUGACCCUACAUACAACAGACAUUUUAUGACAUAAUCAACGCAGGAUUAUGUAUUAUAUCUUCAACGUAUCGUUGUUAAAAUUGUUUGUAGAUUACAGGGUCCGUGCGAUUUAGUCACUGUCACUUAAGCAGUAAGUGUCAAAUAGUAAAACAGUCAGCCAAAGAGAGACGUACAGAUUGACAGA